GUGGCGAUUUCUGCAUGAGCAGCAGCCCGUCGUUGGCGGAGGACGGCCACCACGGCCCUUCCCACUUUGACCUUUGCACCCAGGCCAACAAGUUCUACCCCCCCCCGCCCCCGUCCGCUCUCCAGAUGACACUGGCCCCCAUGGCCCUGCCCGCCCAGGGACACAAGCCCAUGGCGUGCCAGAGACAGGAGGCGCUCGCCGGCUCGCCGGGUAAGAUCCCCGACAUCAAAGGCGGCGCCGACCCGCCGAUGGACGUCGGGAAGAAGAAGAGCGGCAAGGGGGGGGGCAAGUCGGGGCGGCGCGGGAGGCCCCUGGGCACCACCAAGCUGGCCGGGUACAGGACCAGCACGGGCCGGCCCCUCGGCACCACCAGGGCGGCGGGGUUCAAGACCAGCCCGGGGAGGCCGCUGGGGACCACCAGGGCGGCGGGGUACAAGGUGAGCCCGGGGCGCCCCCCAGGGAGCAUCAAGGGCCUCGCUCGCCUCAACAAACUGGCCUACGGGGGCGGCGCCUGCAGCGGGGCGGCCUUCCCCUACCCGCUGCCCCACAAGGAAAUCCUCCUCGAACCCUCCUGCAAAGAGAAGACGGCCCCCGAGUGAAGCCUCUGCAUGCUUGCGGGGGGCCGGGGGGGCCGGGGGGGGGCUUGUGAUCCUUCCCAGUCCGCUCUGAGGAGUUUUCUAUUAUUCGUGUUGGUGUCAUCUGUGUGCCUGCCACCAAAUAUAAUGUAACACUAGUUUCAUCACACCCGCCCAGAUGUUCGUGGAGGGGGGGCUUUUUAUCUCGGUCUUUACACCGUGCUACAUGUAGCAGCACCGCUAACGCGCAGGUUCACCGUCGCUCUUUGAACGCCACAUGGAGGGACUUCUUAUGCGUCACAUUUGUAAAAAAAAAAAAAAAAAAAAGUGGAGGCACGUUCACUCUGGAUGCAAACAGCCGGGGGGGGGCAAGUGCCUUGCUCAGUGGCACGUCAUCGGUAGACCUACAGGACCCGUUCACUCACACGGGGCAAAAACACCUACUUGCAAACAACUGUUGAGAGGAGCAACAAGUCCCAGCUGGUGUUUGUUUACUGAACGUUUAUGUACAAACACAGAGUCCAGCUGCAACGUGUUUGUGACCUUCGACCUUUUACUGAAUGUACAAUUCUGCCUCGCAGAGCAAGAAGAAGAUUCGGUCUUAAAUUAGCAAAAGUUAGUGAUCAGAAUUCAUCAGUAACACACGAUCUGUGUCUGUGGCAUUAUGGGAACAAUACAAAGUACACAUAUAUAUGUGUACUUCUGUGUGUGUGUGUAUAUAUACACACACAUACUUCCCUCUCUACACUGUGUGCACAAUUAUUAGGCAGGUUGUAUUUUUGAGGAUUAUCUUUAUGCUUGAAGAACUACAGUGCUCUUGGUCGAUCCAAAAUAACAAUAAACCCCAAACCUGAAUAUUUAGGAGAGUAAAAGUGAGGUUUUGGCGAAUAUCUCUGUGUAGAUUUCCUCUCUCACUCGUUUAAGUGAGAAUAAUAAACAUUCCUGACAUUUAAAAGCAGAACGUGACCUUUAGCCCUCCUUCCUUUCACUGACCUCCUGAUUCCUGAUGACGAUCAACGUUUGGUUCCUUCUGUCUCUCCUGCUUCAGAAGGCUCCACAAGUUGUCCACAGGGUUGAGGUCAGGUGAGGAAGGGGGCAGGUCAUCGUGUGUUCACCUUUAAGGCCUUUACUGGCCACGCGGUGCAGCAGUACAUCGGUGCAGGUGAUGGAGAAUAAAAUCAUGGUCUUCUGAAAACUGGCAGUAGGUUUAGGAGUUUAUUUUUAGUCCAUGUUCAACCCGAAAAGGUCCAACUAGCUCAUGUUUAAUAGUACCAGAACCCCGCCUCCACCUUGUGGAGCUCUGUUACUCUGGUCCUCGUCUCAUCCGUCCACAACACCUUUGGAAAAUCUGUCUUCAGAUUGUUCGUGUCUCGACGGUUCAUCUUGUGUGUCUUGUUCAGUGUUCCUCACCGUGUCUCUGGGCCCUGAACGCCUCACGCUUCCGGGCUCUCAGGUUCCGGUUCCUGGAAGUUUGAUUCUUCUCAAAUUCUGUUUCCAAUACUGCCUUGCCUAAUAAUUGUGUACAAUGUCCACUGAGUAUUCAUGGCCUUGUUUUCAGAGCGUGGAGCCGGUGUUUCUGUUUCUGGAGCCGGUGCUUCUGUUUCUGGAGCCGGUGCUUCUGUUUCUGGAGCCGGUGCUUCUGUUUCUAGAGCCGGUGCUUCUGUUUCUGGAGCCGGUGUUUCUGUUUCUGGAGCCGGUGCUUCUGUUUCUAGAGCCGGUGCUUCUGUUUCUAGAGCCGGUGUUUCUGUUUCUGGAGCCGGUGCUUCUGUUUCUGGAGCCGGUGCUCUUGUGAUGUUCUGUUGAUGGAUGUUUGUUGCACAAACUCCAGACAGGAUUUUAAAAAGGUCCCUAAUGUACUUUGUAUCAUUUUAAAUCUUCAAACUUUGCCCUGCGGAAGGUCCAGUUUCUUAUGUUUUUUUUCAUAAACGGCUCUUUGAAAGAAGGAAUCGGCGAGGAAAUAUGAACUUGUUAACUUCGGUGCAAUAAUCUGUUGUAUGUAUCGUGCUGUGUAAACUUUGAUACUAUCACUUUCUAUUAUCGUUGUAUUUUUAUACAGGUGUGCGAGGGCUUCUCUCACGUGUAGACCCCCCCUCCUUUACCAAAGAACACCACAUUAUCUCACCGAAUCCUCAAAUAUAUCCCAACUCCUCACUGAGUAAGCUGUUACUGAGGAAAAUGAGAAAAGCCCUGAAAGGCCACCGUCCCGCUCGGAUGUUCUGUCCUCUGAACCUGUACAAAGAAACAACAACUUUCUUGAACGCAGUGUAAAUUGCUACGUAAACUUAGCUAUCGUAUUUAUAUGUUCUCUUGCUCUGAAAGUAGUAAUCAUUUUAAAUGCAGUUCUAGUAGCCAUGUUUAAUACGUAACCAAUAUUUUAGUUUUACUGUGUUUUUGCUAGAAAUGCUUUCACUCGUUAUGUCUUUGGGCUUCUCUGGAGUACGAUCAGGUGGAGCCUCAGAAGCACCUAAAUGUUGACACCUGUCCCGCUUCUGACUCUAUCUGGCCCGCCCCCUUCUGGGAGGUUGGUCCCGCCCCCUUUUGGAGGUUGGCUGAAGCCUGUUUUGGGGGAUUUCCUGCAUUGUCUAUUCAAAAAAGCACCUUGUGUUUGAACAAACCUAAAAGAACGAUGGUUUAGCGAAGACUGCUAAAAACCAAGAUAAAUAAUUUAUAUAAAUUGUUCUGUGGGCAAAACAUGCCCAUUCGAGCGAAGGCUCUGUUCUAACAGUUUGAUCUCUGAUAAUACACAUUUUUAAAACUCCACAAGAACAUGUUUCAUCUUUUUAGGAGAAGUUAAUUGUUAACUGCCCAGACUUCACAAGUCUUUAAGCCUGCAGACGUCCCUUUGCUGCGGUUACACCCCCGCUGUGAGUGUGAAGCACCUGGCCUACAGGCCCUAGCUGAGGCGUAACCUCAGGGGACCCCGACGGUCCCUGUGCACCUGUUUUAAUGAAUUUUCCUGUUUUUAAAGAAUGUGUGUGCUGCAAAGUCUAGUUGGUUUUCUUUUUGUGAGGAGAGAAGGGAACAAGGGAUCAAGGGAGGACUUGGGAUGUGGAUUACUCUGACAUGGACUCGAGAUCAUGACUCGUUUAAUAGAGUUAUAUUGGUGCACACGAAGCGAUAUUUCCCUCUUUAUUUCUGUUUACUAUGAUCAUUGGCCAUUAGUCGUCAGUCGUGAUGAUUUAAAAAAACAUGACCUCACAUUUUGGGCGUUUCUGAAACGAGUUAUUCCUGAAGCUUCCUGUCGUUCCCAAGUUAUUCCUGCAUGCUCGUUGUGGAAUGUUCAAGAGUUGUGUAAUAAAUCGGAAAAUAACACACGAAA
Gasterosteus aculeatus aculeatus (three-spined stickleback) is the source of this 3894-nucleotide messenger RNA. NCBI's taxonomy places the organism in Eukaryota, Metazoa, Chordata, Actinopteri, Perciformes, Gasterosteidae. The record is from RefSeq and is a predicted model, not a curated record.